This is a messenger RNA of Vespa crabro (European hornet), 5483 nucleotides long. RefSeq names its product potassium voltage-gated channel protein Shab (gene Shab). Lineage: Eukaryota; Metazoa; Arthropoda; Insecta; Hymenoptera; Vespidae. Bases 1470 to 5408 code for a protein of 1312 amino acids. Gene Ontology annotation, cellular component: voltage-gated potassium channel complex; membrane. Gene Ontology annotation, molecular function: delayed rectifier potassium channel activity; protein binding. The record is from RefSeq and is a predicted model, not a curated record. Gene Ontology annotation, biological process: protein homooligomerization; potassium ion transmembrane transport. The transcript has 10 exons.
UUACCGUUAUCACGUCAGUAUCGCUACCGUCAUCAGUAAUAGCGGUAGCAGCAUCACCACCUCCACCGGUAGUGAAGACGGUAGCCUGUAAUAAUAUUAGUAGUAGUAGAGUAGUGUGGUAAUGUAGUAAUAGUAAUAGUAGCAGAAGUAGCAGCAGCAGCAUCGACAUCGACAGUAUCAGCAGCGUGCUACGUUGGGUUUACUUGGCGCGUAACUUUUUUCCUGUUUUAUUUACAAAAUUCUCUCUAUUUCUUUCUCUUUCUUUUUCACGCACUUAUUCUCUCUCUCUCUCUCUCUCUCUCUCUCUCUCUCUAUAUCUAUCUCUUCCUUUCUUUUAAUUUCUUUUUCUUUUUCCAAUGUACAUAUACGUAUCUUUACAAAGAGAGAUUUAUCUUUAGCGACCGCAAAAUGCGCGUUGAUAAUUCGAAGAUAAAAUAAAAAAAAAAAAAACAAAAAGAAAACAAAUAAAAAAAGAAAUUAAAAAAGGGAUUUUUUAUCGGUCGAAAAGGGUUAUGUAGGAAGGAGAUAUAUAUAUUUCGUUCAUUUACGGUGUUGGUCGCAGUGCUUUUCGCGGUCCUUGUGCCAAAGAGGGCAAGAAGGGUCAUCUUAAGCGGCGUUUAAUCGAUAGGCGAAACGCGAGGAACGUCGAUCGCAGCGCUCGCCUGUGAAACAAGUGGCAGAGGAGGAGGCACCAGUCGAGCGUCGUCGUCCUCGUCGUCGCUAGUCGAUUCUCGAAGGAUUCGAAGAGGAAGAAGAAGAGAAAGAAGAAGAAGAAGAAGAAAAAGAAAAAGAACAAGGAAGAAGAUAAACAUCGAACGGACAAGAUGAUUCGUUUGAAUUUCACAAAGAAAUCAUUAUAAAGAAAUUUUCAUCAUUGUCCUCGAGAGGAAAAUUUUUUCUCAUAACGUAUAUCUAUUCAAAAUAAUAUAUGUCAUAUUGAGAUUAUAUCGAAAAGAGAUAUCCCUCUCCGAUCGUCAUCUUUUAUACGUCGUAGCGAAAACGACGAAAUGCAGUUGAUCGUGGCGCCGGUCCCGCUCUUUUCUUGGUGACUGCUAUGCUUGAACGAGAAGAGAUGAUGACAGGGUGGUUCGCAGCGAGGGAGUCGAGGGUGGAAGAUCGACGGAGGAACGGAUGAAGCGGACGAGGCGUAACGUCGUCGCGGAGGAGGAGGACGAAUCAGAGGAGGAAGAGGAAGAAGAAAAAGAAGAAGAAAUCAAAGAACGAGAGGGAGAAGAGAUAGCGAGGGAGAGGCGGUGGAGGAGGGGCAGGGGCGGAGGAGGAGGAGGAGGAGGGGUAGGAGUAGAAGCAGAGGGGUCGGUUAAGUUUUCUCAAUCAUCGUCGUUGUCGUUGUCGUUGUCGUUGUUGUCGUCGUCGUCAUCGUCGUCAUCGUCGUCAUCGUCGUCCUCGUCGUCCUCGUCGUCGUCGUCGUCGUAGUCGAAUCUGCCUGUCAGCGUUGACGUACUCGGCCGAUGUUAAACGACAAGAGGUUCGAAAACGACGCACUGGCGGCGGAGAGCGAGCGUCGUAACAAUGGGAGCGCUGUGGUCCCAUCAGGCCCGAUGGUGUUGUUGUCGUCGUCGUCGUCGUCGUCGUAUGCGAUACCAAGCUAUGGAAUCGCAAGCGUUGCUUGUAACGAUCAAGGAUUCAUGUUCGAGGGCGUCGGUACGAGGACGACAAUGACAACGAUGACGACGACGACGGCGACAAGUUUACGCCGCGCAGCUACCGCGGCGGUAGGUGGCGGAGGGUUCUGCACCGGAAGUCAGGCCCCAUCGGCGGUCGGAGCCGUCGUAGUUAUGGGUGCUGGCACCGGUUGCACGACUGGCGAACGUACGAGUAGCAGUAUAGGCUAUCCGAAGGAGGUUCGAUACGCGCCGACGAGCGUGACUUCGGCUCUUUCGCCGGCUAUUCCGUCAGCCCUUCCAUCGGCUCUUCCAUCGGUUCUUCCAUCGGCUUUAACAUCGGCUAUACCGUCGGCUAUUCCGUCGGCAGUCCCGUCGGUCGUCGGCGGGCCAACGCCGACGAUCUCGGUCCCGCCACCGACCACGCCGCCGGCCACUGCCGGUGGGGCUCUCGUUCAAACGGGACAAGUCUCGAUACUACAACAACACCAACAGCAACAACAACAACAGCAGCAUCAGAGCCAGCUACAACAAACGUCGGUGCCGCCGCUACCACCGCCCCUGCCGCUGCAGAUGCAGCAGCAGCGUGCCUUCUCGAGGUCUAUGACAUCUCUACCGCCAGAACCUUUCAUGAUAAUGCGUUCGAAGGCUCUAAAUCGACGGGUCUCGAUCAACGUCGGUGGCGUCAAACACGAAGUAUUAUGGCGUACCCUCGAGAGGUUACCGCAUACUCGGCUCGGACGCCUUCGCGAUUGUAAUACCCACGAGGCGAUCACCGAACUCUGCGACGAUUAUUCCCUUAUCGACAACGAGUACUUCUUCGAUCGGCAUCCAAAAUCAUUUAGCUCAAUACUCAAUUUUUAUCGUACCGGAAAGCUUCAUCUCGUAGAUGAGAUGUGCGUCUUAGCGUUCAGCGAUGAUCUCGAGUACUGGGGCGUCGAUGAGCUUUACUUGGAAAGUUGCUGUCAGCAUAAGUAUCACCAACGAAAGGAGCACGUCCAUGAGGAGAUGCGCAAAGAGGCCGAGUCUCUCAGGCAGAGGGAGGAAGAGGAGUUCGGGGAGGGGCAAUGCGCGCAGUAUCAAAAGUGGCUCUGGGAUCUUCUCGAGAAGCCAACCACCUCCAUCGCCGCGAGGGUGAUAGCUGUGAUAUCAAUACUCUUUAUUGUGCUUUCGACGAUCGCACUAACUCUCAACACCAUUCCUAGUAUGCAAGUGAAUGAUGAGAAGGGGAACUUUCAAGACAAUCCACAGCUUGCUAUGGUGGAAGCCGUGUGUAUAACAUGGUUCACCCUCGAGUACGUGCUUAGGUUCAGUGCUUCGCCGGACAAAUGGAAAUUCUUCAAAGGCGGUCUUAAUGUGAUCGAUCUGUUGGCUAUACUGCCGUACUACGUAUCCCUGUUCCUGGUCGAGACUAACAAGAAUGCGACCGACCAAUUCCAAGAUGUACGCAGGGUAGUCCAAAUAUUUCGUAUAAUGAGGAUCUUAAGAAUUUUGAAGUUGGCUCGCCAUUCGACCGGGCUACAGAGUCUCGGCUUCACUCUACGUAACUCUUAUAAGGAGUUGGGCCUGCUGAUGCUCUUCCUGGCAAUGGGCGUCCUCAUAUUCUCUAGUCUCGCCUAUUUCGCUGAGAAGGAGGAGCCCGGGACCAAAUUCAUAAGCAUUCCAGAGACCUUCUGGUGGGCAGGCAUCACGAUGACCACCGUCGGAUACGGCGACAUCUACCCCACGACCCCGCUCGGCAAGGUGAUCGGCAGUGUGUGUUGUAUAUGUGGUGUCCUGGUAAUCGCGUUACCCAUUCCCAUUAUCGUCAACAACUUCGCUGAGUUUUACAAGAAUCAGAUGAGACGGGAGAAGGCCCUUAAGAGGCGGGAAGCUCUUGAGAGGGCUAAGAGAGAGGGCAGCAUCGUCUCCUUUCAUCACAUCAAUCUGAGGGAUGCUUUCGCCAAGAGCAUGGACCUUAUCGACGUCAUCGUUGAUACUGGUCACAAUAUGUCUGGGGUAGAUGGUAACAGCACGGAAGGUGAAUCAGCAUGCGGUCGGGGCCCCGCACAAACUGGUCCAGGUUGCUAUCGUAACUAUGAGCAUUACAGUCUCUCCCGGCAUCGCCGUAGUGCGUCGUCCUGCUUCCCGAAUCUGCCGAACGACCUUCCGACGACACCGGAUAGUCCGAAUCGUCGUCUUUUGGACUUCGCACAGAGUGUACCCGGGACGCAGAAUGACGAUUAUUUCCACGAUGAGGUACCGGCACAGAAUGCGAAUCAAGAAAAUACGACACCCAGCGAUGAAGAGAAAAAAGAAAGCAGAAAAUUCGAGAAAAUUGAUGAAAUACCUAGCGAAUUCGAGUGUUGCUUUUGUACUACGAAGGAGUACAAAGAGUUCAGAGACGCCGAGAACAUAAUGCCAUUGGCGACGAGCGACUUUCGUAAUCCCGUUUGUCAGGAGCUAAGAUCUCUCAGAUCAGCUAGUGUUGGCAUAGAUCGUAUAGUGUCGAUUUUUGCCGAAACGAAGACGUCACCUUUACAAGCACCGGAUGUAUCUUCAACUUUUGGCAAAGUAUAUAAUGAACAAGGAAGCGUUGACAGUUCAGACACUUAUGCUAGCUGUCAAACACAUCCAUCUCAUUCGCAGGGCGACCUGACCGAAGAGGCGGACAGCAACCUUUACGUUAAUCCUUUGGAAGCAGCGGAAAAGUGUAGGGGAGGUAACAUUACUACAGGAGGGGAUAGAGGAGGUGGAAGAGUGAAGAAAUCGGUAUCAGGGGAGGUUGCCCAUAAUAUCAGCGAUGUAUCUCCUACCGUCGAAUCGCUCAAGGAUCUUCGUCCUUUCAAUGAGCCCACUAAGGUUGCCCUAAACGACUCCAUACCAAAGCAUAGAAAAAUUCGUAUUCAACAGAGCGGCAGACCUCGUGCACAAUUUAUUUGCGAUCAGGAUAACACAUCUACUCGAAUCACCGUGAAAGAGAUGGAAAACAAUAAUAAUCAUUAUGGAGGACUACGUGGUGGACGACCAUUCGCGUUCGGACCGACAAACAGCCUUGCAUCUGCAACUCGCAUAAUCAAUCAUCAUUUUUUCGGAUCAAUUAGCAGUCCUAGGCAUUACAGUACAGGAACAAAUUCCGCUGCCGUCACCGCCGAAAGCAAACUUUCAUUGUCAGCUGAUUCGAUAGACAGCGAAGGUGUACCAUUCAUAGAGAAACAUCGUGUUGCUAAAUCAAUUUUAAAGAAAUCAGAAAGUAGCAACAAUUAUUACAACAAUGUUGGCGACUCCGAUACGGAAAAAUUAAUAACCGAUAAUACAUCAAUGGGAAGCAUGUGUGAUAACGAGACGCGUCUAAAGCAACAGCAGCAACAACAGCAACAGCAACCGGUAUCGCCACUUUUAUCGAGGCAAGUUCUCGAAUCCAUCUUCAGAACUAACAACAAUGCUGAAAGGGAUUUCUCGAUUGAUCAAACCGAUGGGAAAAAUUGUAUUACGAAGAUACCGAGAUUACUAUUCGAGGAUGUUCUUGAAGAAGAAAAACAUGCACGUGACGAGACGGUAGCAGAGAAUAAAAAUAAAGAAACUGAGGAACACAGGCAACGUACAAAAGUCCAUACAGACGAAGCUUCGAAGGACAGUCAAACGAUGUUGAUAUGUUCAUUAAGACCAUACAAAGUUGUUAGGAAAUCUGAAGAAAAGAGAAAACCCAUAUCGAAUAAAUUGUCGACUACGAGUAGUCAUAGUUGUGCGACUUACAAGAGCUCGGACACGAAUUGUCUUCCUCAAGAGUAUCGUUUCUCAUCGUAAUCGACAUUGGUAUCAAUUCAUUCUAUUAUUCUUCACGCGGAUUCUAUAUAAUAAAUAUACAAUAAUUAUAUGUUA